AACAGCCAGCAGGCACAUAGUGGACAUUAGCCAGAGAGAGAGUGAAACAACAAGGUCUGUUUAGAAGGUCUUUGCACUUUAACGCUCGCAACUGCUUUUCUCUGUUGAAGGCAAACCAUUCAGCAUGCUGCGAGGCAGCUUUGUCUUUACACCCACGGCCUUGCGUUCUCUUGAACUUGACGAGGAAAUGCUGGAGAGAUACAAGCACAAGAGGCAGAUGGCCUACCAUCAUCUCAAUAGCUAUAUGUGGAAGAGGGAGGCCAGGGAGAGAGAACAGCUGAGGUCCAGCUCCGCUCUUCCACCAGCAUUGUGCCAAGAUGUGGUUAUUCAGAACGCUUUAUAUACAGGAGACCUGGAGGCUAUGCAGCGCCUCUUUCCUAGAGGAUCCACAGCAAACCUCAUCAUUGAGCCACAGGGAGGGGACAUGCGCUGGGUCGCCAGAGGGGAAGGACUGUGGUCACUGACUUAUGAGCAGGAACUGACCACGCCACUUCACAUCACAGCCGGUCGAGGCUUCACAGACUGCCUGAAACUCCUGCUGCAACGCGGGGCCAAUGUAGACCUCGCGCCCGGUGGCACCACUGCCCUCCACGAGUCGUGUGAAAACUGCCAGCCAGAGUGCACCAAACUGCUGCUGAUCCACGGCGCCAACGCCAACGCUGUCUCUGAAGACGGCCUCAUGCCUUUGCACGUUUGCACGAGUCCAGAAUCUUUUGACUGUGCCAAAUAUCUCCUUCAGUACGGAGCAGCAAUCGGUGGUCAGACUCUCGAUGACAGUGACACUCCUUUACAUGUGGCGGCCAGGAGCGGCCUGCCAGACCACACUGAGCUGUACCUGCGAUACGGAGCGACUGUGGACAAACAGAACGACGAGGGUCUCACACCUCUCAAUGUGGCUUGUUCUCAGCCUCAGCAGGUGCAGGACCUCCAGCGUUACUUCAAGGUGUGCCGGAUGCUGCUGGGAGCGGGGGCUGACGUCCACACCACGGACCAAGACAAACACACUCCUUUGCACAUGGCCUGUAAGAAUGCAAAUCCAGACAUCGUGGAUCUGCUCCUGGCUAACGGGGCCCAUGUUAACAACAUGGACUACGGUGGUGAGACUGCCCUGCACAACAUUCUAAAGGUGGUGUGCUACAAGGUUUCCCAUCACCCAGAGAGGAUCGUCCGUGCUCUGCUCAACCAUGGUUCUAUCCGCGUGUGGCCUGGAGCUCUACCAGUGGUUUUGAAGCACUGCUCUGAGUCUCCACACACCAUCGAGGUUCUUCUCAACGCCUACAGUCACCUCAAAGUCACAGACACCUGGGUCGAGUCCGUCUCUACAGAGGCAUUUAAGGAGCACAAAGAGUUUUAUGAGUCAGUCUUCUCCUUGACGCUGACACCUCGCUCCCUGCAGCACUUGGCACGCUGCAGACUCAGGAGCUUCCUGGAGGGCCGAGUGCACCAGGUGGUGCCAAAACUCGACCUCCCCACCUUCAUUAAGAACUACCUGCUCCUGGAAUUUAGAGGCUACGUCCACUGAAGAGAACAUUACUCAGACGUAUAAUAUUGUGGAUUGUAUUUUUUUUUUUUGGUGCCAUGAGUGACCUUUUAAGGAGAUAGAAGCAGCUGCUAUUUUCUCUUUUAUUCCAUAUCAAUCUCUCAGCACAGUGAUGUGUUUGAUUUUUCACCACAGGAGGGCGCUAUAGACUUGAGUUGACGAAGUAUAGGUUACCAAAGCAACUGUGUUUUACAUUUCAUUUAAUGUGUGAUCACAUUUUGUAUCGCUGCACUUGAUAGUGAAGAUGCUAUCCUGCGUUUAUUUGAUUUAUUUUUUUAUAAAUAAUAAUACAAAUUGAACAAUAACUCCCAGGGUUUUACUUCAAAUUGUUCAUUAAUAAAUAUGUAUUAUUGCCCAUCGAUAUGAUUGUACUUAAUUAGUUUUAUAUUAGACCAGGUACAAAAUAAAAAUAUUCUACCAUGUAAUUUCUCUUUU
Molecule: messenger RNA, 1975 nt
Organism: Solea senegalensis (Senegalese sole)
Lineage: Eukaryota; Metazoa; Chordata; Actinopteri; Pleuronectiformes; Soleidae
Gene: asb10
Product: ankyrin repeat and SOCS box containing 10
Exons: 5
Coding region: 125-1522 (465 amino acids)
Biological process (GO): positive regulation of protein catabolic process; protein ubiquitination; intracellular signal transduction
Molecular function (GO): protein binding
Source: RefSeq, a predicted model, not a curated record